Messenger RNA from Acipenser ruthenus (sterlet), 6983 nucleotides. RefSeq names its product kinesin-like protein KIFC3. The coding region runs from base 686 to 3541 and encodes 951 amino acids. NCBI's taxonomy places the organism in Eukaryota, Metazoa, Chordata, Actinopteri, Acipenseriformes, Acipenseridae. The transcript has 19 exons. Gene Ontology annotation, biological process: microtubule-based movement. Gene Ontology annotation, molecular function: microtubule motor activity; microtubule binding; ATP binding. The record is from RefSeq and is a predicted model, not a curated record.
GACCUGAUUAAACAGAACAGGGAAAUAGAGAGGGGGAGCUAGACUAGAAACUAGAAACAGAGUACAGAGAAACAGGGAUAGAGAGGGAAAGAAACAGAAAGGGAGAUGAGCACAAAGGAAAGAGGAGAGACACAGAUGGAGAUUUGGAGAGCAGGGCAGAGAAUGUGAGACAGAGAGGGAAGGAGAGAAAUUGAAGGCAGAUACCAAGGAAGAAAUACAAUAGAUUGGAGAACAACAAGACAUUAACAAAGAAAACCAUGGUCUCGGAUGAGGCUCAUUCCAUUAGACCUGUUCUUGUGUUAAUUAGCUACUGCUGAAUAUCUAUUCAGAGACAGAGGGUCUAUUUCAAGAUGCAGGGGUCUCUUGUGGAUUUGCAGUUCUGAUGCUGCUGUGAGAAGAUUGUUACAUAGUAACAGAAAGGAUAAGAGACUGAUUCCAGAAAAUAGGAUCCUGUUUUCUUGUAUACAGUCUAUCAGUACAACAUUAACUCUUAGUAAUCAGAGCAAACACAGGUCUGGACUGUAUCCCUGGAUUUUAUACUUCUCCAUUUUGAAUAUUUUUAUUGUUGUCUUCCGCCUGCCUUGGUUUUUAAGAUGUAUGUAUAAAAACAGGCCUAGUCUAGAUUUCAGCUUGCCCCAGGUGAUCCACAGUAUUUUGUUCUUCUCUUUGCAACCUGGUUUCAGUGAUGUAUGCAUUCUAUUCACUGCUCGUCUACAUUUUAUACACCCUCUUCAAGAGAAAGGGGCCUAUCGAGGAUGAGACAGGGUCACAGCUGGAGGAGGGCGCCUCGGCUCAGGUAAGAGACUCAGGGCCUGGCAGUGUCUCCAUAGAAACAAUGAGCAGGAGAGGGAGAGAUGGUCCGCAUCUGUCUGUGAGAGAGGGUGUGUGUACUGGGCUCACAGACUCUGACAGCAGCAGCUCUGACAGUGAAGGACUCUGUCUAAGUGAGGAAGAUGAUGAUGGUGAUGAACACUUGCUUGGAGAUGCUACCUCCCCUCUUGCUGAGUUCCUGUCCUUCAAACAGGAAGCUGUUGGGGGAAGGCAUAAGGAGGCUCUCCAUGGAAAGGUACAGCAGGCCAUGGACUCGCCUCUCCUGUCUGUCAUGUCACACCUGCUCACAUUCCUGGAGCGCUACUCUCACAUGCAGCGUCUUCAGCAGCGAGCCCAAGAGUACCGCAGCCAACUGCGAGUGCUCGAGACGCAGCGCAGGAAACGAAUCAAAGAGCUGAGAGCCGCAUACCGGCAGAAACUGAGAGACAAAAUGAGUGUGAUUGGCAACUUAGAAGGAGUCAUCAGUGAGCAGCAGAGCCUAUUGGAGAAGAUUCAGACCGGCGGUGGCAGCCUGUACCCCCAGUACCCUGUGCCUGUCUUGUCCCCCCUCAGCCCCCAUGCUCAGGGGGGGAUUCACCAGCUGGUGGAGUCCAUCUCCUCUCUGCAGCGGGAGAGGAACACGCUGCUGGACGAGCUGGCGUCACUCAGGCAGGAGGUGGAGCAGAGGGGCUCUGAGAAACAGAAGCUCGCUUCUGACUUCCAACAGCAGAUUCAAGAUCUGAAGCAGAGUAUCGAGGAGCGAGAAGAUGAGUUGAUUCGGCUUAGAACAGAGACGGGAGUGACAGACUCUGAGAAGAGGAUCCUCCACCUGACAGCGGAGAACGAGAGUCUGAAGCAGAGCCUGAGUGUCACCCAGAGACUCCUGCAGCAGCUAUCUAGCAUCCCUUCACAGUCCAACACAGCCCUCAUCAAGGAGAACGAGUCAUUGAGGACCAGGGUUCUCCAGCUGGAGACCUCCUUGCAUCUCCGAGCUGAGCAGCUGUCUCAACUGGAGAGAGAGAACGAGCAGACAGAGUGGAGGAAGAGAGAAGAGCUGAGGCGACUCGAUGACAGGAUACAGGGUCUGCAGCUGGAACUGGAAAAGGAGAAGGGCAAAGAACCAGAGAUACAGUACAUUUCUAAAACUGUGGAGGUGGAGUCUCCUGGAACUCUCAGAUCACUGGUUAAGGCCGAGGAGAGAAACAAGCAAUUCGCUGAGCAGCUUUCGGACCAGAGCAAGAGGUGCAGUCACUUGGAGGAGCAGCUCAGGGGGUCAGAGGAAAUAGCUGCUGGCCUGAGGCACAAGAUUGUGGAGUAUGAGUCGGAGAUUGGGAAACUGAGAGAGGACCUGCUAAAGGAGAUCACUCACCUGGAGGCCACGAAGGAUGAGGCAGUGAAAGAGGCAGCAGAGUGCUCCGAGCAGCACCUGGACCAGCUCCGUGAGCAAUUCACAGGAGUGCAGAGUCACCUGGUAGCCCUCCAACCUGCCCUUAGGUCAAUGAAGAGCAACUACAACAGUCUGCGGAGCCAAGUGUGCAACUUCUCACAGUUCUAUGAGGUGGCUGUGACCGAGGCCAAGAGACAGAUUUGCUCUGUUGUCAGCGAAGUCUCUGAGGCCAAUCGGGAUCUCCUGGAAAAGUAUAGAAAGGAAGUGGCCCUGCGCAGGAAGUACCACGAGCAGCUGAUGGAGCUCAAAGGUAAUAUCCGUGUCCUGUGUCGUGUGAAGCCUGUCACGGCUGAGGAUCAGCAGGAGGGAAGCCACGCCACAGUGGUGACAACAGACCUUGACAAUGAUUCAGUUGUCACCAUGCUGCAUAAGGGGCGGGACCGAACAUUUGAGCUCGACAAGGUCUUCCAGCCCCAGGCCACACAGGAAGAGGUGUUCCAGGAGAUUGAAUCCUUGGUGACUUCCUGCAUUGAUGGCUACAAUGUGUGCAUCUUUGCUUAUGGGCAGACCGGCUCAGGAAAGACCUACACCAUGGAGGGCAGCGUAGAGAACCCUGGGAUUAACCAGCGUGCUUUGAAGGCUCUGUUCAGUGAGAUCGAGGACCGGAAGGGCAUUUGGAGCUACCUCAUCACAGUCAGCUUAGUGGAGAUCUACAAUGAAGUGCUCAGGGAUCUCCUCAGUAAGGAUCCCAGUGAGAAGUUGGAAAUCAAGAUAAAUCCUGAUGGGAGUGGGCAGCUGCAUGUCCCGGGGCUGAGGGUCAUCGAGGUGAAGAGCUUUCAGCACAUCAAGAAGAUUCUGGCUCUGGGCCAAAGGAACCGGAUCACUCAUGGCACCAAGAUGAACCAGCACAGCUCCCGCUCACACGCUCUGCUCACCAUCACCGUGACUGGCACUGACCUCACCAGCGAAGCCAGGACUACUGGGAAGCUGAACUUGGUGGACCUGGCUGGUUCAGAGCGUGUGUGGAAGUCAGGGGCAGAGGGAGAUAGGCUGAAGGAAGCUCAGAACAUUAACCGCUCCCUGCUGGCUCUUGGGGAUGUUAUCCAGGCACUGAGAGCCAAGCAGACACACGUCCCCUUCCGAAACUCCAGACUCACCUACCUGCUCCAGGACUCGCUUGGCAAGGGCAAUAAGACAGUGAUGGUGGUGCAGAUCUCCUCACUGGAGUCGAAUGUGGGUGAGACGAUGUGCUCCCUGAAGUUUGCACAGAGAGUCUGUAAAGUGGAGCUCGGCCCAGCGUCACGGAAAAUAGAGUCUCCCGGCAGCUCAGACUUUUUCUCUUAGGAGCUACUCUGUCAAUGCACUCUCUCAUCUAACAGCUGCAGCAGCAGUGAAAAAUUUUAAGCAAAAAUAUAUAAACACAUAACCCUCAGUGACAAUGGUGCUAAUGCUUGGGCUAUAAACUCCAUUCAGAGUGGAGGUUUGAUAACACAGCUGAGGUAGUAAACCAGCGGUGCAAGGUUAUUUUUGCUGUAGGAGACUUAGGUGUUGUUGCUUGCCUAUUUCUAAGUAGCUCUGCUGAAGCUGGCUUUUACCCUUGGCAGUGUCUUUCUACAGUGCUACACAACCUCUUCCUCAAAGUCACGCACUGACUUUCCUCUUUGCAUUAAAUAAGACAUGAAACUGUUUACAGAGUUAGGGAAAAGGAUGCUAAAGAUGAUUAAGGGCACAUUCACACCUAGUUCAUUUGACCCUUUGAUGUGGAAUGAAGUGCGGUUCGGUUCGCUUUGAGUGAUAUGUGAAACCUCUGAGAACCAUGCAAUCGCACCAGGAUGCGCAUCAAGCCAAGUCACUUGAAAUGGUGGUUUUGGUUCGCUUGUAAGGGGACUCGGUAUGUUUGCCACUUUGCUUCGGUUUAACUUUUUGCAAUGUGAAACAAAACGUUUUCCAUUUCACUUGGAAACGAACCGAUCCAACAAUGAAGCAAAUCGUGGAAGUGACGUACUUCAGCAGCACCAAGGAAAGUGUCUCCUUGUCGCACACGCAACGCAGGGCUUGUCAAGAAACACACACAUACACACCAGACAACGACACCAUAAUGUCACAUGUACACAACAGCGCAAAACAAAACAAAUACUGUAGGGCUGAUUUACUAACUGCCACAACCUGACUAUUCAGUGAAAUUACACUAAUAGUGUUUGAGAUUUAAUUACUAUUGCAGCAAGCGUGUUCUUUGUCUGGCAUUAUUAUAAUUGUGCCAUUACAUUGUGCGGUACUGUCUGUACUACUGUAUUAGUCACUGUUGCAUUUGCUCUGCUCCACCUGAGUUCAGUAAACCAGCUCCUGUUGCAUCUGUAUCUCACCACACUGUCACACGUACAACAUUCACAACAAGCCAUUAUUAUUAUUAUUAUUAUUAUUAUUAUUAUCAUCAUCAAUAACACCUAAAUUGCAGUUGGUUGAAUGUACACAUACAUCAUUUUCACAAUCAUGAUUGCCUUGCAUUUCCUCCAAAGCAACUGUGUUUUUCCAACAAAUACUUGACACUCUUUCGGCAUGUUAAGCCCACCACACACUGCCCGACUCAAGCCAUCCCGACUCAUCUCAAACCGAUUAGUCAUAAGGGUGUCAACCAAUGGUGAAGCAGGUUUAAGUGACGUAGCUUAUGUAACUUUUCAUACAAGAUGGCGGAAUAUAGUUCCACAGGUAAAAAUACAUUAGUCUUGAAUUGCUCUGAGUGUCCCAAAAUAAAAAAUACCAGAUAUGUGCACAUUUGAAUAGUUAUUUUAGGAAUUUACUAAUCAAAGGUAAAUUAUCAAUUUACCUUUUUAUUAUCAAUCUACUGGCAGCCUAUAUUUUCUUACUGCGCAGAAACAGAAGUAACCAGUGUGUCGAUCUCCAAUAGGUCCCAAAUCACAAGCCCCUAGAUCCGCACGCUGAGAAAAAAAAAGUCAAAUAAAAAUCAAAAGGUUUUUAUUUACCACAAGCUAAAGUGUAGUAGACAAACUAUACAAAAAGUCAAACACUGCCUGAAACGUUUGCACGGUGUAAAUGGUCAAUUAAUUAAUAGGCUAAGCGCUUUUGGUUGCCUCGCAGCGCUGUCUCCGCCGUUUAAUCAGCAUACGAUGCCAUGCAUAAUAUGAGGGUCGCUAUGUUGGGCUAAGUUAAUACAAAAAUGUGUACAUGGCAGUAUUAAUUAAAUUUGCAUACAUAGUAAUCACCAGUAUAUAGUUGUGGUCAGUAAUUCAGUCUUAGCAGUGUGCGACACCCAGUCGGGAAAAACUCAUUUGUGACGUCAAACCAGAACUGAGCACAACUGAUCGCAGAAUCUGUGCACACUAAGAUGAGAUGAGUCGGGACGGCUUGAGUCGGGCUGUGUGCGGCGGGCUUUAGGUUUCUUCGACAAUGAUUUGACAUUGUAAGCACUAAAUAAACCAAAAUAACACGGACAACAGCACAAUCACAUCACAUAAAGUAUUAUCCAUGUUGGGCAUGAUGGAAAAGGUUUUUUCAGAGAGAACUUCAGCUCUAGUAAUCAGCAAGAGAGCCAAGUGCAUUUGGAAAAGUGAAAUGUGAAACCAAUAGAACUGGAUGAAGCUGCCAGUGAACCAAACAAACACAUCUGAAUGAACUUUAAAAGAAACUGAAGUUCGCUUGAAUUUUUCUGGUGUGAAAGAACCGAAGCUAACUUGAAAAACAUUAGAUUGUUUGCAAGUGAACCACGAUUUGAAUCACUUGCAAGUGAACUAGGUGUGAAAGUGCCCUAAAUCAUACAAACCCCUUCCCCGUUAAUCCAAAGCAUCCACUCUGAAUUUAAGUCUUUAGACACCAUCAUUACCAAUCCAAUUUCCAUAUUGUUAUUGCUUAAAAAAAACUGCUUAAAACAGUUAUUCUGGAGGCAAAUUAAGAAGUGUCAUUUUAAACUUAGGUACACUGAAAUCAUGUGCAUGCAUACUGUAUACAGAUCCUUGACAUAGUUAUAUGAAACUGAAAAACAAGACAAAUAUGUUCAUCAGUCAGCCAUUUUAGAUAAGAUCCCCUUCAAAUCAUGCUGAAGAGAAAACCUCAAAAACAGUCAUGAAUUAAAAAUAACCCCUUCAAAUUCACCUUGGGAGAUAAAGUGUCUGAAAUAAUGUUUCCCAGAAAGCUCUUGGAUAAAACAAUGUUGUGAAGAAAUACUAGCUCUUUACUUGGAAAACAGUAGAACAUGUGAAUAGUGCUUAAUCUGAUGCUUCUUGCUAAAAUAUAUCAAAUAAUAAUAAUGAUAUUAGUAAUAAUCAAAUGCUAUUUCAUAGCCUCUAUUGUAUGUCGCUAAAACUGAACAAAAUGCUAGCAGAAUGAUGUGAAUACGCUGAGGUUUGUAGUUAUAUUCCUUAUUACAUUCUAUAAGUGACUGUUGUUCAUUGGUUUGGUGUGGGGUCUGACAGCAGCACAAGAGGGUAGUAUGAAUCUAUGUGGGAAAUAAAUUUCAGUGUUGCCUAAAAGAUAAAGGUUAAAUUGUGCCAUGUUUAAGUGCCAUUUAUUACACAUUGAAUAAUUUCCAAUGUACAGUGUGUUUAUUAUAUAUCUCCAAUACUGCUGUAAAAGCUACUAUAUCCCUAUAAUGUCUUCCUGUUGCCCUUUCAAGUGAACUUGAAUCCUAAAGUUUUCUGGCAGCUUCCUGCACUAUAGUUAGUGGGCUCGCACACGCAAUAGCAGUGAAGUGCUUUACCAUAUGGAGAAGUAAAUGACAAUGGAAAUCUCCUGACAUUGAAUGUUUUACCUUAUGAAUAAACUGUGUAAUAUC